Impatiens glandulifera is the source of this 1530-nucleotide messenger RNA. RefSeq names its product UPF0481 protein At3g47200-like. NCBI's taxonomy places the organism in Eukaryota, Viridiplantae, Streptophyta, Magnoliopsida, Ericales, Balsaminaceae. Bases 1 to 1530 code for a protein of 509 amino acids. The transcript is spliced from 3 exons. The record is from RefSeq and is a predicted model, not a curated record.
AUGGACGGCGGCAUUCCAAUGUUUGAUGGAGAAGGAUAUGAAUUAUGGGACAAAAAGAUGAUGACGUUGUUUCUCUCUCUAGAUCUUUGGGAUAUUGUCCAAACAGAAAACUUAGAAGCUUUGGCAGAAAAGAGGAAGGAGCCGCUUAGCGAGUUGAAAAAGAGAGACAACAAAGCUCUGUACUUGAUCCAUCAAGGAGUCUCCAAUAAUAUAUUUUCAAUUAUCAUCGAAGCGGAUAGUUCAAACGAAGCUUGGGAUAUUAUUAGAGACCUAUCUUAUGUUGAGGAACAGCAGUCUGACUCUGAGAUAGAGAUAGUGGAGGUCGUAACUGACAUAAUCCAGGAGAAAUGCAUCUUUAGGGUUCCCCAAGAAAUGUGCAGAGGAAACGAUCACCAAGAAUUCUAUGAGCCUAAGGUUCUCGCCAUUGGGCCUUACCACCAUGGAAAACCUAACCUAGAUUCCAUGGAGGUUCACAAGAAAAUUUACCUGAAAAAAUUUCUCAGACGAACCGACAAUGAAAGCAUGAACAGCUUGGUCCAAGCGGUCAUGCAGCACGAACAGAGAGUGAGAAAAUGUUACGGUGAGUCUAACAUAACCAAUGUUAAUAGGGAUAAACUGGCCCAAAUGAUGGUGUUUGAUGGAUGUUUCAUUAUUGAACUCUUACAUAGGUAUAGUGACCCAAAUUACUCUAUCAAUGACUCAAUGUUUAACUCCAACAUCUCGUUAAUUGCAUUGCAAAACGACAUGUUAUUAGUGGAGAACCAAAUUCCAUUUUUCAUCCUCAAAAUCUUGUUCGACAAGAUUCUUCCAACACCUGGAUAUAGUCUCAUUAAUAAUACCUUUGUCUUCUUUGGCAAUAGGCUUAAGAAGUACAAUAAAUAUGACUCAUUGCUUUCCGAAGAAGAGGUGUACCAUUUGUUGCACAUUAUCCACAAAUUUGUAACCUCCCUCUUCUUACCUCUUCCUUUACAACGACAAACUAAAACAACACCCUUUAUGAUCUCGGCCACAAAUAUGGAGGAAACCAACGUUAAAUUGAAGAUGUCUUCCGAUAUAUCCAGAAGCAUGCUUGACAUAACCUUUAAGAAAGGAAAGUUAGAGAUACCAUGUUGGAAUGUAGAUAAUCAAUCUGAGAUUGAGUUCCGAAAUAUAAUUGCUUUUGAGAUGUGUCAACAACUCCCAGAAAAGAGGUUCUCUGAUUACGCGAUCUUCAUGGAUCAUCUUGUUGCCUCGUCGAAUGAUGUGAACUUGCUUACAAAUCGCGGCAUAUUCAACAACCAAAUGAUAAAUGCCAACUCCAUAAAUAUUAUGUUGGAAAAUUUAACGUAUAACAUUCAUCCGUCAGAUUCUUAUACAUAUCAUAAAAUUACAAAAGACUUGAACACGUAUUGUGAGAGCCGCUGGAACAAAUGGAUUUUUUACUUGAAGCAGAAAUACCUCAAGAACCCUUGGACAGUCCUAUCUCUUUUUGCCGGUGGUGUGAUUAUUGGCUUGGCUAUUGUACAAACGGUGUACGCGAUUAAGAAAUAA